AUGGGGGGUGCAAGGAAGAAAGGGGUGGUCGGAGCCGCGUCUCCAUGGCCUGACCACCCAUACAAUCACAAAGACCACGACCAAUGCGCCCAUGCAGCUGCCAUCCUCACAGAAACGGCAGAGCUGAAGCAAAUAGCUGACCGGACCCAGGGACUGCCUCCCAGGGACCUAUUCAUCCGGUUCAUGAGUUCAGUCGAAGACCUCGCAGCAAAGGUGCGCGACCGCCAAAGCAACAACGGCAGCGAAGACCACAACAGCCAGAAAGAGGCGCUCCAACAGAUCCAAAAUAUGUUAAACAAGCAGACAGAGGAGAUAAAAACUCUACAGCACUCUACACAGGCCCCCAAAGUGAUCCACAGCCCCCCAUCAUACACUCCCUCUGGCCAUGCAAAAUCUUAUUGGAAUGCGGCUCUAGCAAGUCACCUGACAUCAACAAAGUCUUCUUUGGUCUCAGGAUGGAUGCAGGGCAACACCAAUAGGCCUGUCAGUACAAAUGGAACACUAAGCACCUCUCCAAGCAGCCCAGCAACACCAUUCCCGCUGAAAACAGACCUGGAGAUCCAUAUCCAAAACACUGAUCGCCAAAUCGUUGACCCAUUGCGCCACCAGAAAGAGGCCAGGGUUGUGGAGCAAGCAGACCGUGCUAUUAAAGAAUCAAACAACAAUAUCAUUGCCCACUGGUCAGUCUCUACAGGCUGCAUCCUGCCCAGUGGAGACAUUAUCCUACAUGCAGAGAGCCUGGAAGAUGUGGAACAACUGGCUAGAGCAGCAAAAGACUGGUGCCUUGCCUUUGGAGACAAUGCAACCAUCAGAAGGAGGACUUAUCGUGUUGUCAUGAAUGGUGUCAACUGCCAGCUUGACCUAGUGUAA
Aspergillus chevalieri is the source of this 870-nucleotide messenger RNA. RefSeq lists its product as uncharacterized. The record is from RefSeq and is a predicted model, not a curated record. Lineage: Eukaryota; Fungi; Ascomycota; Eurotiomycetes; Eurotiales; Aspergillaceae. Bases 1 to 870 code for a protein of 289 amino acids. The transcript has a single exon.